GCACUUCCACAUGCUGUUCUGGAGCUUCUGCCUCUGUGUUUAAGGGUUAUUUCUGUCCAACCAACAUGAACGUAACUUCUUGAAUUUGAAAAGCUUGAUGGGCAGCUCCAGGCUCUUAUGUCCCGCUCUUGAUGACACAUUUGAGCCGGUUGUUUCUGAGUUUGAACAAAGUGUGUUUUACGACGCUUUGUGGGCUCAAUCACACAAUACAGCGGUGGCAAUUACAGACACGCAUGGCAAAAGUGCACCUUUCUAGUUAUUAUGUAACAACUGAGUCACGGCCCACAUCAUUACUGCUCUGCUUCCAUCUGGAUUUUAACCAACGCAAAUUGCUCCACAUGUGGACUUUAUUCCCGUGUUUUGUUACUCAGCAUGUCUGUCCAGCUGUUGGGAUUGGAUGUAUUAUCACUGCCAGGAUGAGCUUAGCUCUGUGUGUGUUUGUGUGUGUAAACCAGUGUUUACUGGUGCAACAGAACAAGUUGCUUUUUGCACCUCAAAGUGGAAAUCAUAACAAACGGUGUGUAUGUUAGAAUUCUUCUGUAGGGUCUCUGAGCCAGACGUGUUUCCUGCCAGUAAGAUGGUUUCCUUCACUCAGCCUGUGCAGUGAGAAUAGAACUGUCGUACUGAGAACAGAGACUCUGAAGUCUCCUAAAGGAAACAACAUGGUGGUUAGCUGACAGUCAGUGUGUGUACUUAUGUGCUACUGUAGUUGGAUUGACACACGUUAUUGUGUGUGUUUUAUAAGUGUUUUAAGUGUGUACAAAGUGACUCUGUGCACGGAGGCUUAUCUGUGAUUUAAUCAUGUUUUCUAAAGCGUCACACAAAACACUGUUUUUCCUCAUUUUCAGAUGAUUGUUUUUUUAGUGCUUUUGUGAUAAAAAAACAUUUUGUAUUUGUAUUACGAUCACAACAACUAGUCAUGGUUCAAGUGAAAAUACAGGAUGUCAGAACAGGAGUCACAAAGUGCUUCACAGUAAAAGACAAAAGCAAAACAGUUCUCAGAUGAUUUCAGAAAAAACAACAUUGCAGCUAAAAAGGAUUUUUCAGCAAUAAGUUGUAAAUGAAGAGACAUGUCUGCAUUGUUGUCUUUAGGUCGGUGUCCCUGCGUCCAUGUGGCCUGCAGACGGGGCCGUCAUUACAGAGGGACCCAGUCAUGCAUGACGGGCAAAAAACAUUCUCAGCAUCUAAUAAACAUUUUUUUUAUUUUUUAUUGCUGAAAGAUAUCAGAGAGGUCCAUGUACCAGCUGUAGUUGCUAUGGUUGACCACUAGAUUGUGCUGCGAUGUGACCCGUAGCAAGGUGACACUGCCAGCUGGUUACCGUGGAAACAGUAGUGCGUGACACUCCGGCAACCGUUUCACUGGCCAUGACUCAGCGUGUGUGUGUGUGUGUGUGUGAGUGUGUGUGUGAGUGUGUGUGUGAGAGAGAUGAUGCAGGAGGAGGGGAGUAGAGGACUAACCCAAAUUGAUGGACAGGACCGGGCUGAAACAGGCUGGGAGAGAUAGAAAUACAUAAACAUAGAGGUGGAAAGAUGGAAUUGGCCUGCAGACGGCAAUUCGUCUCAGAGUUUCUAGAGUUCUUCAGAUGACGACAGUUUCAUAUUAAGAGCUGCAGUGAGAGACUCGAGCACAGAGCUCUGUGUCCCUGCAGUGUGAGACGGUUAUUACCAUGAAGGCAUGGUGGUGGAUCUAUAUACUCUAUCUAUAUAUAUAUCUAUCUAUCUAUCUAAAAAAAAAUACAUACGUUGGACUACACUGCAAAUAUACUAUAUAAAUGGCAUAUUCUUAUGUUCGGAGUUCUUUCUGCUCUUAUCAAAUAGAGAGUGAAAAAACAAGACACGUUAGUGCAGUAAAGUUCAGGAAAUGUUGUGACAGAAUGCUUUUUCUCUUUGACUCAAAGUAAUAAGAGUAAUAUUGAAAUGUACAUGUUUGUACUGUAUAUUGAACACCAUGAGUCCAAUCACAGCUCACAGUUUUAAUGGUAGUCGGUGUAUUACAGCUCAAACCCGCAGAAAGAGAAUCCUUAAGCCACUGCAGAGUCGUCAUGAGACAGAUAUUCUCUGUUACACAAGAUAUGUGACCCAAAUAGAGAAAUCUUCAAUAUCCACACUAUUCCUACCAGCCGCUUUGGUCUGAUGAUGAACAUGAUGAUGAUGGAGUCGUUCCUGGAAACAAGCCUCCAGCUCUUUGUGACCAGAACGCGUUUGUGCAAACGAGUGACUCAGCACAUCACUUGAUGAUAGGAAGGCUCUCAGUGAGCUUUCAUUUGGACUAAUAACUGUUGUUCGUCAUUAUUCUACUGGCACAUGAAGUCACAGACGAGGUGUCAUCUCCGGCUUACCUCACUCUGUCAGCUGGCCCAGACAACCUGCUUAGUCGGCAAUCCUGCUCAAACAGCGUCAAACUCCGAGGUUUUUAAUAACAUCUUCUCUGUGUAUGUUCUGCAAAUGUCCAUCAGCCAACAGCUCAUUUCUGCAACACUGCAGACAUGUUGCCCGCCGAAGCACGCAGACAAGCUUUCUGUAGCAUCUAUGAAAAGAGUCCCAGUUGACAAUAGUAAGAUGUUUUGAUGAAUACCAUUCAUACGUUCACAUGUUCAUCAUCAUUGGGAAUCGAACCCUGGCGAUAUUGAUCCCACUACUCUCCAUUUACACUUGACUGUAGUAGCUCAGUGAAGCCACUAGGUGACACCAGUUAGCUCAGUGUUAAAGACUCAUCCCUGUCCAUGGGCCCUCCUCCUGUUGCACUGUGUCUGCCUGUGAUUGGCUCAGCGAGCUGUACAUUAAUAUUCUGAGUUGUUUCAUCAGCGUCUCUCUGACUUGCUUCCAGGCAGAAUCAGCAGGUGGGGUUACUUUAUCAGUGCCGUUGCUUGGCACUGAUUUAGGCCUGUCCUGCAUCCGUUGAUUGCCGACUGUACAGGUUAAAAAUUACUUCACUGUAGACUUGUGUGGACGCUGUCAGGAGCACAAGUAAAAAACAGCACUACUAAAAAUGCAAAAGCCAUGCCAGAUGUUUAUCUUUUCAUACAAACCUCUUUUGUCUUCUCAAUGCUUGUUAGUCCUUUUCAUUUUACCGUGGUAACAAUCAGUCAUGAGGUUUCUCAGCAACACAGACUGCAUUCAAUGACUUUAUUUUCAGUUCGGUUUAUUGUCACCUGUUUAAUCUCGUUCAGUAAUAUGAAUGACUUUGAGGUCAAUGCUUUGGGGAGCGUGGCAUAAUAUUUUGUGUAACUUGGACGCAGCAGUGGAGCUCUGAAGUGCUUGCAGAGCCAGAACUCCCGACACACAUCACCACCAUGGUGAAUGUACGGAAGCCCAAGAGGCAAAUGAGAAACAAUAUUCUGGUGAUCAAUUUUCCAAGUCAGAUCUUAACUGUUUUGUCUCCUGUGUUUAUGACUUAAGAACAGGUGGAAAAGGUUUUGCCAGGAACAUCUUUCUAAGUUCCUUGAAUUAGAACUCAUUUAGUCCUAUUUAGAACAUCGGGCAGUGGUGCUCUUCAGCCUCUUGUGGCCGACCUGAGUACUACAACAUCUAACACUUAAAAAUGAUCCCGCCAAAAAUACAUUCACCUGCCAAAACUUGGAUAAUUCUGGCAAUUCCUUUGUUUCACCUGUCGCUAAACAAUUUAGGCCAGAAUAACAAGAUUUUUUUUUUCUCACAUCCCUUUCAGGCUCCCGUAGUAGUGGGCUAAUAUACAAUGUCAUCUUUUGUUUUUAGCAGUGAUCUUAACAAUUAUUCAAAUUUUCUUUUUCAAAACGCUUUGGAAUAUAAUAACAUAAAGACUCUGCAUCUUAAAGCUCCUCUGAGUGCAGAUGGAAUAUAAACUUAUUAUAAUUAAAAUGUAAAGAUCAAUCGCUGUGCUUCAGAGCACAUUACUGUCAACAGAGCUGCUAGAUAUUUGAUGAAAAGAGUUUCUGAAAGUAUGUCAUGCAGCGGUUGUGCUGGGUUCAGACGGAGGCUGCAGUCUGAUGCUGUCGAUGCCAUGUAGCCUCAGUGAAGCCUCGGGGGCUUGAUUAGUGCUUCUCUCCCAUUGGUUCAUGCCUUCUCCAUGUGUGUUUGUGUGUGUUGUUCUCUUUCGGUUAAUGAGAGAAGAUGGAUCAUGCCUGUUCUUGGUCUCCAUCCAUAUCUGUCUCUCUGAAAACAUUCACCGAACAUUAGGCACUUGCUUUAAGUACCAUGAGUUCAUACAUCAGCAGUGUCGGUGACGAACCCUUUCCCCCUGCAGUGUUGCUGCCAUGCUGCACUGUACGGGAUCUCAUGCAUGUAUGAGCUGUGUUGUUCAGCCUGUGUGCAGCGAUGGUGGGUGGAAGCUUAUCGAGGCUUUAAGGAUGUGUGUGUGUGGCAACACGCCUUUAAAUGUGUCCACAGUGUAGGAAGGGAGUUACAGAUCACAGUGCUUUUGGGUGGAACAUAAAACAUCACAAUUUCUGUCCGGUUGACAACCACAUUUCACACUUCAAUGUCUAUUCGGACUGCAACUGAUUUUUAUUUUCAUUAGCGAUUAAUCUGUGAAUUGUUUGCUGAUCAAACUGUAUAAUAUCAGGAUCACAAGUUCCCAAAACCCGAUUUAACAGUCCAAAGAGAACAAGAUGGUCACAGCUCUGCUACCAGAAAUAUUUUGGCAUAAAUGAUCUAAACAGAUAAUCCAUCCGUCAAUAAUCGUUUUAGCACUGCACUAAUCGUUUGUAGAUUUAAAAAAUCGGAUUGAAAGGAUGUGUUUUGGAUUAAUCCGGUGGAUUAAAUGGCUGUAAAAUCCAGGUACUUUAUCACAUUGAUGCAGAAAGUCCUGCACAUCCCAUGUUGCCAUUAAACAGCCUGGAAUGAAGGUAUACAACCAGUGAUACUGAAAGCGUAGCUACCUCUGUAUUAAUAGUAUAGACGUAUACAUUGACUCAAGCGUGUGUGCCCCCCCCCCCUCUCUUGAUCCUUUCACAGCCUUCAUCCGUCCGCUCCUGUUUUUCUUCUGUACUUUUCAACUUUCUCUUAAUUCCCUCAAAUCUCUUUCCUCCCUCCCUCCCUCCCUCACCCUGCGCCUCUCCUCUUCACUCCCAGAGCCAUUCAUAACCUGUAGCUUGAUGGACAGAUGGCGACUGAGGGAAAUAGAUGGGAAAAGAAGAAACGGAUUGAAGUGCAAGCCGGCUUCUCAUUUAUGUUGCGGAGACUCACCAGUCUUCAGAUGUGAUUUCUCUCCUGCUCGCUGUCAUUCAAGGGAAGCUUUUGGGUCAAGUGUAUGUGUGUGUGUGUGUGUGUGUGUGUGUGUGUGUGUGUGUGUGUGUGAUGUGUGAUGUGUGUUUUUGUGGCAUAGAAGCUGCUCACUAACAGCCGAGAGAGAGAGAGAGCGAGCUAGAGGUAGAGAGAGAGGCAGGAGUGACGAGGAAGCGGAUAGGAGGAGGAGAGCCAUGCAGGGAGGGGUGGAUUGUGAGAGUGAGAGAUCGAGCAGAAGAGAGUGUGAAGCUGCAGCAGCCGGUAGAUAAAAGCUUUUCUCUCCCUCCACCCGGCGUCUGCAAGCGAGGGAUAAAGCGGAGGAGCUAAACCUGGCGAGGGAGAGACGGAUCCAUGCUGCCUGCAGUCACCGGAGCUCCCGGCUUCCAUCGGAUCAGCAGGCCUCAAACCACAAAACGCACUGCAGGACAAGACACACUCGAGGACACGUAUGCAGACGGGCUCACACAGCUGACCAGGGGACCGCCCCAAGCUCGCAGGCACAAACACACACUCGCCCCGUCUCCAGGACAGCCGCACACUUGCUGUGUCUCUGGCCUCCACCGUGUCAAUCGGAUCAAUCUCGCCAUGCUUGUCUGAGGGAGCCACGGUUGUCUUUUAACCGGAGACGCCCUGCGUACUUGUUUUUUUGCUCCCUGCACGUCUUUGUGUUUUUAAGGGGACAUGGAGUGCGGCCCCUCUUGUCCUAACCUCCGCCGCUGUGCUGCGUGGAGUUCAAGACUGCCCUUCACUGGACGCUGAAUCCCUUUGGCUCUGUUCCAGACACACAUCGCCACCUGAAGUAGGUCUGCUACUUUUAGCUGGAUCCGGCUCCUACGCGAGAUGCCUUCCUAAUUAGAUCAGUGGAUGUGAGGAGUUAUUAAGAGACAAACAGGCACCAGAGAGGACAGAGUUUGUCAGGCUGUUACCAUCGUCGCACUGCACCACCUGAUGAAGGGGAAGCUUGCUUGAGUAACUGACACGGGAGACUGACACGGGAGGUUUAUGAUUGGACAGCGCUGGAACACAAUUCCCAGCCAACUCUGGUCCACAGGGAGUCCCACACUGAGGUGGGGGGAUCUUUAGACUGGUAUCCAGGGGAGAGGCAUGAGAUGCUAAGCUGUCUGGGGAGCUUACGGUGGAGUCUGUCUGUGCUUGGCUGCCCCCAGAUUCAGACCGGCCCCCUCUCUACGGCACACAGCUGCUUUUUGUGGGUUUUCUGGACUACAGUGAGUUUGAUUCCACAGGUAUGUGGCCGCCCCACAUGAUCAUCGUAAAGACCGUGAACCUUUCUGCAAAUCUUGCCAAUGGGAUAAAUUAACGCCGGCAAUUUUGGAUCCCAAUAUAUUGACAGCAACAGUCCCUUAAGAGGAGCGCACACAAGCUGGAUGGAUCGACACGUCACUCGAGACACCAGCUCAAUGGGCAGGAUAACUCGUGGGAGGAUGACGAGGAGAAGCAUCAGGGCGGGAAGCCGCAAGCUCUGAUUGAGUAUUUAACAAGCUGUCGGAGUAUUGGCUGAAUCUCCCUGCAAGCCGUGGCAGCAUUGGCUGACUGCGCUUAUCCCUCACCCACAACCAAUCUGGACACUGCGCUGCCUCGGCAGAAUGAGACACCGAGCCCGCCGUCACUACGAUAGGUAUCGACAGCUUCAACGUUGAUACUACUUCCACUACGAGCACCGUGACGGAUAGGAUUCCCACCGAUCUCUGUUGUGUGGUUGACUCGCGUUACGGAUCGUACUUCUCUCCCUCUUGCACUGCAAUAACAUUACCACAGUAGGAGGGAGAGACAUCAUUAAUUCAUGAGCUCAGAUAGCUGCUAGAUCCGAGUGUAGAUAGAGCUGUUGGAUUACCCACUGCAAAAUGAGAGGGAUCUGAAUGAAACGGCAGCAGCAGUGGUGUUUUCCUCAGUCACCUCUUAUAGUUGAAGGAACUCUGACAUUGAAUCAAGAAGUGAGAAAAUACACACAUGCAGGUUGCGUGAAGCAGCUGGCGCUUCACUAAUGGCCUGAAUAGCACCGGACUGCACUGCAAUUUGUCUCUCUCCCACACUCCUCAUCCCGCCUGACACAUUGCCUUACACCAGGUAACGGCUCACCUGCCAAAAGCCCGGUGAUAAAUCAGACACUUGACCCUAAUAUCUCUUAUUGUCCUCCUUGUGUGGCUCUGCUAGCAUAGCCGUGUCCUCGUGUCCUUGACUGCAGCCACAAGUCUUCUGGGAUAAACAGACCGAGCAAAGCAGGAAGCUGCCCGCCUUGUUACACACACUGUUACACAGCAGGGCCCUUGGAGAGAGCAGUGGUCCCUUCGGGAGCCUCGGUGAAGGACGGGUGGGAGCUCUGACACGUCGGCCUGCAGCUGUCAGCCUUGUGACUGAACCAAAAGACGGACUUUCCGUCUCGCUCCUUCGGUGAUGGUUAUACCAACCCUGUCUUAAUUCACCAAGGUGGGUUUAAGAUGCUGCCAUGGAAAAUGGAGCUAGGUGCACUGUUCCCUACUUCCCAUUACUCACAGGUGUCAGAUUAUUGAGGGAGAUGUCAGUCACUUACUAGCCUAUCUGUACAUUUCCCCUCUACUGUCUUUUUUUGAAGGAUGGGAUUUUUGCUCUCUAACACCAAAUGAUGUUCGAACCCAAAUGAACAUUGUCCCUGUCUGAUGGAUUAACCACCUGUAUUUGUACACUGUUAUCUGUCAACAACAAGGACAUGGGGAGCUCCAUGGGUUGUGUCAGGCCUUCUCGGGAGGGGGAACUCGCUGGAGCCCCCCCACUUUUGCCCAAGAAACGUCUACGUUUCAGGCGUAAGCACAAGGGCAAGAAGAACAGGAAAGGAGAGUCAGAACAGGAUGACUUUGAGCGACAAAGACGCCAUGGGCCCGAUGAAAGAGAGGAAGAGGAUGAAGACGAUGGGGGAAAGGCCGCACUUAUAGACACAGCAGAUUUUAGCAACAGAGCCGGGACUCUUACUCCAGUGCCUGAUAUCCAGUCAGCUCAUUCCAAAACUAAUCUGCACAGCAAUACCCUUUCCCCUGGCUCUGUGAGUGCCAGUGUGAUGGGCAACAGGAUACUUGAUGUGUCCCCCAAGCCCAGUCCAGCCUGGAGAGGAGUUUUCUGCCUCCCAGGGGAGGAAGACACUGUCAGCGCCAUCAUAGACGUCUCCAGCAUCCCGAGCCAAACCACAACCACCACCCCGGUCAACACGGCCCCAUCCCUGGGCAGUACCACUCCAGGCGGAGGGAGGGUCUGUCGCGUUAAGGAGAAAGUCCAAGGGGUCCUGGAGAAACCUUGGGUCCUUCGACAAAAGAAGGAGAAAAAAGACAAGGGGAAGAAAGAGAGAGAGGAAAAGGGGGAUGGGGGGGUCAAAGGAGGACCAGAGGGAACUAUAGCGGUGUUGCGGACGCACUCAGGGAGGGAGCACAAAGGUGUGGCCCACAUCCGUGAGGUGGAUGGUAAGCUCUGCGUGGUGAGGACGGUGUACCCCAGUGAUUUUGGCUCACCAGUGUGGAGGGGCGAAAGUGACAGUGAGGUAGAGGUGCGCAAAGAGCCCCUUGCCCCGUCUCCAGUCACAGGGAAUAUUCUCAAAGUCCAGCUGUCUGACGAGGACAAAAGUAGAGCCAAAAUGUCUGCAUGGGAUUUCCCCAUGUCCUCUAACCAAAUCCCAAUUCAGGAGACUAUUGCUGUCGAGGGUUUGAGCUUGGGUACUCCAGUUCGUGCACAGGAGCAGUCCUCUCUGUUAGAGUCAGGCUAUGCCAGCGACCUGCCGCUGACCUCUCCAGAAACGGCGGGCACCACGCCCAGUCAGACGGACUGGGGAGGGCUGACCAGUAGCUCAUCAGAGAGACUCGACUCAAUGAUGGAGAGUCCUCUGUCGCUGCAGCAACAGGCCACUGUAAAAUACCUGCCACAGAUUUCAGAGAUCUACGUGAGCGGCGAGUCGGGCGACCUCACGGCCAAAGAGAAGCUGUUGCUAUGGAGCCAGCAGGCGACAGAAGGCUACCCCGGCCUCCGCUGCACCAACUUCACCUCAUCCUGGAGCAACGGACGCAUGUUCAACGCUCUGCUGCACAGAUACAGGCCAGACCUGAUCGACAUGGAGGCGGUGUCGCGGCAGAGUAACCGGGAGAACCUCGAGCAGGCCUUCGAGAUCGCCGAGUCGCUAGGGGUGACCAGUCUGCUGGACGCUGAGGAUGUUGAUGUUCCAUCUCCAGACGAGAAGUCGGUCAUCACCUACGUCUCCUCCAUCUAUGAUGCCUUCCCCAAAAUCCCUGAGGGAGGAGAGGGCAUCACCGCACAGGAGGUGGACCAGCGCUGGUCAGAGUACCAGUCCAGGUUCUCCUCUCUGCUCCAGUGGAGCCGCCAGCAUACGGCCCUCAUGGCCAACAAGAACUUCCCACAAAACCCUGUGGAACUCAAGGCACUUUACAACGAGUACGUCCAUUUUAAAGAGACGGAGAUCCCCGCCAAGGAGGUCGAGAAAGGUCACAUUGAACACCUCUACAAACUGCUGGAGGUAUGGAUAGAGUUUGGUCGUAUUAAGCUUCCUCAGGGCCUCCAUCCCAACGACCUCGAGGAGGAGUGGGGCAAACUCAUCCUGGAGAUGCUGGAGCGAGAGAAGGCUCUACGGCCGGCUGUGGAGAGGCUAGAACUGCUGCUUCAGAGGGCUAAUAAGAUCCAGAACAUGGCUCUGGACUGUGAGGAGAAGCUCACCCUCGCUAAGAACACACUCCAGGCUGACAUGUCUCGAGUGGAGAGCGGCGAGGCGGUGAUGUGUGAGAGAGAGCUGGCGUGCUACCUGCAGGACUGUGAGUCUCUGAUCAGACAACUCAACCAGGAGCUCAAAGUCCUCCGAGAGGAGAAGUACUACCAGGUGGAGCAGCUGGUGUUCAGAGUGUCUUGCCUUCAAGAGGAGCUGGUCUCCCUCAGACUGCAGUGCUCCAACGUCUACAGGAAAGGCCACUUCUCCCAGGCCCUGGGCACCACGGGGGCAGAGCACCCCAGCCAGAGAGCCACGGAUGGCGGCCUGACGCUGGGCCAGACCCUGCUGGGAGCCGUGGGGGCCGUGGGUGCAGUCGGUGCUGCGCUCCUGCGGCGACCCACGGCCCGUUCCCAGCUGGUGGCCAUGUCGUCAUCAGAGGACGAAGGGAGCCUGAGGUUCAUCUACGAGCUGCUCGGAUGGGUGGAGGAGACGCAGGACCUUUUGGAGCACGCUGAAUGGGGCGCCGACCUCCCCUCCGUAGAAAACAACCUCCAAGAGCACAACGCCGUACACAGCGCGGUGGAAGAGCUCAUGAGCAGCCUGCAGGAGGCGCGCAGCUACGAGGCUAAAGUAUCCCCCAACUUCAAGAGCAGUUACUCUGAAACCCUGGUCAAGCUGGAGCACCAAUACUGCAAACUACUGGAACAUUCGUCAUGGCGCCAGCGGAGCUUGGAGAGCCUGCACGCGUUUGUGGCGCACUGCACCGAGGAGCUGAUCUGGCUCAACGAGAGGGAGGAGGAGGAGAUCGCCUUCGACUGGAGCGACAACAACGCCGGCAUGAACGCCAAGAGAGAGUUACACAGCGAAGCGAGGUUGGAGCUGGAUGAAAAACAAGAUGUGAUGAGGUCGCUCCAGGAAACAGCCAACCGCCUGUGUCUGGAGAACCAUCCAGCCAAACAGACUGUGGAGGCGUACAGCGCGGCCUUGCAGACUCAGUGGCAGUGGGUGAACCAGCUGUGCGUGUGCGUGGAGCAGCAUCUCAAAGACAACACAGCAUACUUCCAGUUCAUGAGUGAUGCUCGGGACUGUGAGUCGUACCUGCGCCAGCUCCAGGAAACCAUCAAGAGACAGUACACCUGUGACAAGAACAGCAGACUGAGCAAGCUGGAGGACCUGCUGCAGGACUCAAUGGAGGAGAAGGAGCAGCUGAUCGAGUACCGGAGCACGGUGGCGAGCCUGGUCGGCCGGGCCAAGGCGGUGGUGCAGCUCCGCCCCCGCAACGCAGAGAGCACCCUGGGACCCACAACACCCAUAAGAGCCAUCUGCGACUACAGACAGAUAGAGACAAACGUUCAGAUCACGAUAACCCGCGGCGAGGAGUGUGUGCUGGAGGACAACUCUCAGAGGACCAAGUGGAAGGUGAUCAGCACGACGGGGAACGAGGCUAUGGUCCCCUCGGUGUGUUUCACCGUCCCACCUCCCAACCAGGAGGCCAUCGACACAGCCAGCAGGGCAGAGCAGCUGUACCAGAAGGUCAUGUCUCUGUGGCAUCAACUGCAUGUGAACAUGAAGAGUGUGGUGUCCUGGCACUACCUGCUCAAAGAUAUCCGGACCGUCUCCGGAUGGAACCUGGACACGGUUCGCUGUCAGGCCCCGGCAGAGCGGCAGCAGGGUCUGGAUCACCUGGAGUCCCAGCUGGCCGACUUCCUGUUCGACAGCAAAGAGAGCUCCGUGUUCACGGCGGCCGAGAGACGAGAGCUGGAGAAGGACGUCCGGCAGGCCCAGCAGCACUGCCAGGACCUGCUGCUCAACAUGGAGACCGUGGAGAAGGACGAGUCGGUCUCCCGUUCGUACCUGUCGGAGCUGCAGAACAUCACCCUUCGUCUAAAUGAGGCCGAGCAGAGGCUGAUGAGGGGGAUUCAGACUCCGCCCCCCAGCCGGCUGUCAGGUGACAGCGCUGACAACACUGUCCAGAUAGCGGAGCAAGAGACGCUGCAGUCGGAUCUGGACGCCGUGCGCUCCAGUCUGGGCGCCGUGUCCCGGCGCUGCGUCAGUUUCUUCGAGGAGAAGCCGACGUCCUCCGCUGUUCCCGUCCUCCGGUCUGAACUCAACCAGGCCGUGGAGAAGACGGACCAACUGCACAAUCUGUCGACCGUCUACCUCGAAAAGUUAAAAACAGUGGACAUCCUGAUGCGUAGCCUGGAUGAAGCGGAGAGCCAGGUCAGGAAGAAUGAGAGCAGGCUAAGUGAAGAGGACAUCGUUCCUGCUGACACGGCGGCCAUUCAAAGCCUCAAAGAUCAACUAGGGAGACGGCAGGCCCAGCUUGUCGAGCAGGAGGGCGUCUUCCAGGCUCUGCAGUCGGAGGUGGGUCGGGCCAAAGAGGCGGGCUCCCAGCUCAGCAGGCUCCACCCAGACCGCAGCCCCGAGCUGGAGCGCUACCAGGAGAGAGCCAAUCAGGUGGCCGAGAGGUGGAGCGGAGUCAAGAGACAGAUGGAGACACGACGGACCGAUCUAGAAGCCCUGGGCUCGGCCCUGAAGCAGUACAGAUAUGGUCACUCCGCUCUGAUCAGCUGGAUCGAAGAAACGACGGAGAGACAGGAGAACACACAACCCGGACAGUCGGACAGCAAGGCGCUGUCCGAGCAGCUGGCCCAGCAGACGGCAUUAGUAGCUGAGAUUGAACAGAAUCAGGCCAAACUAGACGAGUGCCAGACUCACUCCAAACUGUACUGCGCCUCAGUGAAGGACUACGAACUGCAGCUGAUGACCUACAGAGCCUUCGUGGAAUCUACGCACAAGUCUGCUGUCAAGAGGAGGAGGAUGCACUCUUCCUCUGACGCCAUCACUCAGGAGUUCAUGGACUUGCGUACACGAUACACAGCCUUGGUCACCUUGACAACCCAACACGUAAAGUACAUCAGCGAUGCCCUGAGAAGACUAGAAGAAGAAGAGAAAGAGGUGGAGGAGGAGAAGCAGGCCAGGGUGGGGCAGGUCUCAGACCUGCUGGGCUGGGUCAAAGGCCUCCAGGGACGGACCGGGGGCCCCAACGCCGAGUCCUCACUUGCUGCUCAACAGGCCAUCAGUGAACAGCUGGCAGCCAAGAAAGACGAAGUGGCUGAAGCCAUCAGGAGCACUCAGGGCUUCCUGCUGUCGAAACAGGCCAGCAAGUUGUCCCCAGAGGAGCGUGCUCAUGUCGAGGCUCAGCUGGACGAGCUGAAGGCCGCCUACAACCAGCUGUGUAACAGCUCCUCCCAGCAGCUGCAGCAGCUGGAGCAGCAACUGGCCAAAGAGAAGGAAAGAAAGACCCAAAUUGCCAUUGCUGGAGUAAUUGACCUGGGAACAGUGGAAACAUUCCCAGUGUUCAGAGCAGCCCAACGUGGUCUUAUUGACCAGGACACCUGCCAUGUACUACUGGAGGCCCAGCUCAUUAUGGGUGGGCUCCUCCAGCCUGACUCCCCUCUCAAUCUUUCACUGGAACAAGGUCUAGCUCAAGGCCUUAUCGACACACACACUCGACAGUCCCUUUCCGAGCUAGAGAGAGCCUUGCUUUUGGUGGAAAAUACUAAGUGUACAGAUGGCCAACAACAAAAUGUGUUGCCAGCAGCUGCAGCAAUGGAGUCUGGGCUCAUCAGAGAAGAGGUGGCACUUCGCAUUUUAGAACUCCAGAUGAACACUGGAGGCCUGAGGAGCUCAAUGGGAAAAAUGAUGAGUUUGGAGCAGGCAGAUGACAAGAGACUUUUGACUCCCAGAACCCUCACUAAGCUCCAGUCAAGGCAACAACAAAAAGAGCUGAUCGAUCCAAACACAGCCGAAAAAUUAAACCUACACGAGCUACAAGAGCGCUGUGUUCUCGACGAUGACUCCGGUCUCCUUCUCUUCCCUGUCAAACAGCAACCUGGAGGAACUGUCUGCCUCCGGUCUGGAAGAAAAGUUGGCAUAUUCCGCGCCAUUCAGGAAGGUCUGAUUGAUCGGAAAGUUACUGUAAGACUUCUUGAAGCUCAGCUCUUUGCCGGUGGUAUAGCUGACCCACGGUCUGGCCACCGAUUGACAGUCGAUGAGGCUGUUCGUCAUGGGCUUAUGGACCAGGAUCUAGCCUGUGCCAUGUUAGCACGACAGCUGCAAAAUGGGGGAAUUCUAGACCCUUUCAGUGGAGAGCGCCUAGAUUUGGAAGAAAGUAUACGCAGGGAUCUUCUUUCUCCUCGAUUGGCUCUGUUGGUCCUUGAGUCUCUUUGGGCUUUCAUGGGAAUAGUCUGGCCUGAAACUGGAGAACUCCUGCCCAUUGUUGAGGCUCUUCAAAAAGGAGUGAUCUCAGGUGAGCUUUCAAGGAACAUCCUAAGGCAGCGACAUGCCAUUGGGGCUUUGUACAACCCAGAAACCCUCCAGGUGCUUCCCCUAAACCAGGCUACUGAAGAGGCCCUUGAGCCCAGUGUUGUCAGUCUUCUCAAGAACACCCACAUCCCAGAUGUUCUUUCCAGCAUGAACCAGUCAGGUACCCCAUCUCUAAACCGCCUGAGCUGGGGUUCCACCAGCUCCUCUCCACCUCCAUCGCCUUCAUCAUCUCCCGCAGGCCUUGUCUGGGAUGCAACACCAACACAUGACAUGGAUCCUGAAGAGCAAGCAAAACACAAGCUGCUGUUUCACCUCAUAACUCACAGCUAUGUGGAUGCUCAUUCCGGAAAAAGAUUGGUGCUGCUCGACCCUGAGUUGGUGGAGUUGGUCAAAGCUACUGAACUGAUUGCUGGAGCAUCUAGAAGUCAAGUUGAGCCACAAAGCAGUUUGACCACAGAUGAGCAGGAAAAGUUGAAAACGGUGAGACAGUUUAGUUUGGCAGCUAUUGGGAUAAGUGACACACAAACUGAGGUUGAGGAAGAAAGUUCCGAUGUAGUCACAUCAAAUAAAGAAGUUGAGAAGAAUGGUACAGGUAGUCUAAAAGAAAGGUAUGAUGGAGAAAAUGACUACAAACUGCUGCAUAAACCAUCAGUAACUCCAAAGAGGGAUUUAGCCUUUGAAGCUAACAAUGAAGUUGGUGUGAAUAAAAAGGUUAAAGAAAAAGCUCAAAAGAAAGAAAUAUCCGACCAUGAAAGUUUAAUGGCUUCAGCUAAAAGACCAAAUGAGCUGCUAGCAACCGAAUUCAAACCCAGGGAUAGUGGUGGCCAGCAGGGGACUAGAAGUUCGACCACAUCAGAAGAAAGGAAAACCACGACAAAACCUCUCAAGUCUAUCACACUGGGAGCAAAAGCAACUGAAGAUGUUCAAUUUAAACAAUCUGAUAUAAAGCAUUCCCAGACUGAAUUAGAAAUGACCACAGAAAAGAUGCCUAUGACGGAGACUGACUCAAAGCAUGCAAAACCUCAGAUUGAUAUCCGUGAAUCAGAAGUGGAAAAGGAAGGGGAGGAUGCUGAAUGGGCGAAGUUGGUCCUAGAGCUCAAACAGGGAGGUCUGAUGACAGAGGAAGGGGAAAAGCUGCUCCCAGAUGAGGCAGUGGCCCAAGGUGUCCUUCCUGGCCACACAGCAGUUAAAUUAAUGGCUCAGACUGGUCUGUUUGGGGGUUUCCUAGAUGCGAGCAGCAGUGAGUCACUUAGCAUGGAAGAUGUUAUGCAGGAGGGUUUACUGGGUGAAGAUCUAAUGUGGAGUGUGCUGAAGUCAGAUAAAAUGCUUGCAGGGGUUGUGGAUGUAGAGAAAAAGCAGAUCUGCGGGGUAAGGGAGGCUGCUCAGGCAGGGUUGAUCGACCCCAACACCGCUGCGCGACUUCUGGAAGCCCAGGUGGCGUCUGGGGGGAUUGUUGACCUAUGCAGAGAUAAGAAAGUCUCUGUCACCCUAGCAGCAAACCUGGGACUGAUUGAGGAGGAUCAAAGAGAAGAACUGGUGGCACUAGAGAAGGCAUACAAAGGAAAGGAUACAGAUUCAGCAACUGCCCUCACUAAAGCCAGUUUACAGCUACAGAUGGAAGGUGUUAUUGACCCAGAGUCCAAGUCUCCAGUUCCUCUAGAGCAAGCUAUUCAGAAAGGGUUAAUUAGAUCUGAAGAGGCUUAUCAGGUGUUGGCAAGGCAGGUGGCUGAGGGUGGUAUAAUACAUCAUGCUUCAGGGAUGAGGCUGUCAGUUCCUGAUGCUGUAGAUAGAAGACUAGUGGAUCGGUCCAUUGCGCCUGGGCUGGAAGAACUAGAGUGGGUCUACCAAGGAAAAGUCAGCCCUUCAUCUCACCCAGAAGCUGUCGUUUUCCAGGCAUCGACCGGAGCCAUUUUAGACCAUGACUCUGGAUGUAAACUGACAUUGACGGAGGCAGUUUCUAGGGGUCUUCUGGAUGAGAAUAUUGCCAGUGACGCCAUGACUUCUUCUACUGUAACACAAGGGGCGAUUGACCCAGAAACUGCACGCAUUGUGCCUUAUUCUGAGCUUGUAAAAAGGGGGAAGAUAGAUAUUGAAACAGGCAAACGCUUCUUGGAGGUGAAACCCUUUAGAGGUGUUCAGGAUGGGCACACAAGAGACAUCUUGACCCUUCCUGAGGCAGUUGCAUCAAAGCAAGUUGACCCAGUUCCAGCAUUGAGGCUUCUUCAAAGCCAGGCAGACAGUGGAGGGAUCAUUGACAUCAGUACUGGAGAAAGGCUUCCCCUAUUUGAAGCCUGUGAAAGAGGUUUAGUUGAAGACAAUAUGGCCAGGGUAAUAGCCACAAACCAGUUUUUGAAAGGAGGCUUACUUGAUUCUGCCACUGGGCAACAAGUCUCUAAUCUUGAGGAUGCCAUUGCAAAAGAACUGAUCUCCAGUGACAUAGCUUCAGAGAUACAGGAGAAAUUGGCUUCAGUGGAAGUGGAGGGGGAUCAAGGCAGCACUACACCUGUUGCCUCAUCAAGUGGCACAUACAGCCCUGCUGUUAUAAUGUCAGUGUCAAGGCCAGACAGUCCAGCAAACUGGUCAGACGUAAGCUCGGAGGUGCUUUCAAGACCUCCACUUUUAAAGAAAGGUUUAGGAAUUACACUGGACGAUGGAAAGAGAUUGACAUCUGUAGUAUCAGAUCACUCACUGUUUUAUGACCCUACUACAGAAGAGGACAAAAUUAAAGUGUCAGUGGAAGAAAAGGCUGCAAUUGAGCCCGACCAAUCCCUAGACAUCUUGUGUGAGUUUGUUACUAAUGUUGAGAAAAGAGUUCAGGAAGCCAUAGAAGAGAUUGUGCCGCAGACAAACAUCCGUAAAUCAGAGCCUCUUCCUAAGCAAAAGCCUGAUGAGAGAGUGCAAAUAGGUGCAAGUGAGACCGAUUAUAAACGAAAGGGGAACAUUUUCAGAGAUGGUCUUGGAGAAUCCAUUCAGGCACAUGUCUAUGAUAUCGACAAAGAUUUACAGGGAGAGGUCAGAAAAGGAGGGGCUGUUUUAAAGUCAGGUGAGGAACCCGUGAAUGUUGGGAAAAAGGAGUGUGAUGAGGGCACGUUGGUGGUUCAUCAUGAUUCUGAAGAUGGAAACCAGGCAGGUUUUGUGGCAGCAGAGUUUAGAGAUGACGGAGAAAGAAACGAUGGCAUUGAAGUGUCUAAAUUGAGUGAAGAGGAUUAUAGAAAGAGUGAUGUGGCAGCACAGAGAGAUGAUGUUGAAGACAAGAAGGGCAAUAAAGUGGAGAAAGAUAAACCUUUAAAGAUUGAGAUCAAACCUAGCAAUGACACGGAGCAGUCAGACCAGUUGUUGACCUCUCCAUCCAAAGAGACGGAAAGCAAAAGCAAGAAGAAGAGGAAGAAUAAAAGGAACGGAAAGCCCAAAGGAUCAGAGAGAGAAACGCACCUUCCAGAGAUGAGACAUUCAUCUGAAAUUGAUCAAGCUGGUGCAAAUAUUGAAGGACAGCCUGAGGCCAUUGAUGUAGUUACAUCACAAGAAGAAUACCAGAAAUCACAGAUUCAAGGGCAUCCCAAAGGAGAAAGUGAAGCAAAGAUUGCCGGGAAAGUUGAGGCUCAAAAUGAUUUGGUAAAACAGGGAACGGAAGCAGUUCCAGCAUCUCUUGAAUUGACAGAGCAUACCAUUGAGCCAGAGAAAGAUGCAGUAAAACUAGCUUUGAAGGAUACAGAAAUAGGUGAUAAGAAAGAGGAGAUAAAACGGGAAGAGCAGAAAGAGAAGGAGAAGGCUUUGGUCUCUCAGCAACCAGAACAACCAGAGAGCAGUCAGGAGGUAGCGAAAAGGAGGGAGCAAGAAUUCCCUCAGAAAUCUGCUCUCCCAAGCGACGAGAAAGUGGCCCUGAUAUUGAAAGCCAAAGAGAGCAUCCUCAAAAAGGUGUUUGAAAAAGGUGUGAGUGAGAAGCAGGCUGCGGAGGAGCUGCAUGCACUGCGCAAGGAGGUGGGGAAGAAGGAGGGUCGAGGCAGGACUGUAAAGACACAAUCUCUGCCUUCUAAGGCUGGUGGAGUGGAGGGUCAUGAUGAUGAUGUCAAGAGACCAAAUGGUUCACCUAAAGAGAGUGAGGAAGAGAUGAGGGACAAAGAAGACGAAAUGACAUUGAGAAGGGUCAAAGAAGAUAAGACCGAGAAGAAACUUUCUGUCAAGGAGGACAUGGAGACCAAGGUUUCUUCAAAUGAGAAAGAAAAGAACAGGAGCUUUGGAAAGGAAGACAUUGAAACGGCCUCGUCAGUCCAGCCUAACGAAACCAAGCAAAGUAAACGUAGAAAGAAAAACAAGAAGACUAAGAGGCUAAAAGUGACAGACAAAACCGAGCCUGACACCGAGGAGUUAACGACAGAAAAAGUGGAUUCUGACGUUGCAAAAGAAAUUACCACAAAAUCUGCAAUGGCAAAACCAGAUUCAGAUAACUCAACUUCCACUAUGGAGCAGAAGAUGGACCCACAGUCAGCCAGUGGUGUCGUGAGACCUUCAGUUGUUGAAGGGGAGACAUUUGUAAUUAAUGUUAAAGGAGAUGAGACCAGCCAACAAAGUCCACCAUAUUUAUGUCAAUCAGAGAAACCCUAUUCUCACAUUGAGGAACACGUUCAACUGGCAGCGGUUACAUCUGUUGGGAAAGAAGAAUCACAUUCAGAAACAAGGAAUGCUGCCGAAUCCAUUGGCUUUUCUCACAAGGCUGUGACGUGCAGACCAGACAUCCAACCCACAGCUCAAUCAAUUGCUGCUGGCACACAACCAGAUAAAACGGCAGGGAAAGGUAAAAAGAUGAAAAGGCACCAACCACCUGAAGUUGAUUGCACCAAUGUUCCCAAAUCAAAAGACCAACAGCAGCACCUUGAGUCCCCGGAAUCGGCGCCUUCGCUCUCAGAAGACACUUCAACCGAGUCUGAAUCGCCUGGAGUUACUGAGUCUGAUACGGCCUCCGAGAGUUGGGGGGACGGAGAAGAUGAUGUCGGAGAGAGUCGAGAAACUGUGUCAAACAAAGAGCGGAGGACAUCCUCGACCGGCAAGUCGGCAUUGAUGCGUCAGGAGUGCUUGGAGCAGGACCAGCGAAUUGUAGCCCUGCUCUCCAUGGUCAGACACGUUGAGGUCCGACUCAAACGGCAGCAACAGCAGUCUGUCGGCCGCAGCCUCAUCGCCUUGGAUGACAUCAUCGGACAGACUGAGACUCUGGACCUCGAAUUGCGAGACUUGGAGCCCACGGUUACCGAGGAAGUGGAGGCCGCUCAGGAGCUGUUGACGCCCCAACCCAAAGACGUUCCUCCGCAGCUCCUAUUGGCCUUGGAGAAGGACGGGCGGAGCUUGGCUCGAGGGUACGAGGCUGCCAGAGCACUUUCUGAGGGCAUUCUGCAAAGUCUACGAGACCGUAGAGACUCGUAUAAGGAGGCGGUAACAGCUGAGCAGAAGUCACUGGGAGGACAAGUGGAGAGUCUGCUCUCUUGGUUGCGGGAGACAGAGGUUCAGAUGAACGGUGGAAUGGCGGGGAUGGAAAAAAUGGAGAAGGCAGAGAAAGAUGACAAUCGUGAUCAGCUCACACAGCAGCUGAAUCUCUGCAAGGAGCUCCAGUCCGCUCUGACGGCUCGCUCCGGUGAGGUCAACAACGCGGCCUUUGACAUCCAGGUGUUCAUCUCGGAGCGGGCCCAGGACCUGGCCCCCGAGCAGAGCCGGCGGCUCUUGGGGCAGCUCCAGCAGCUCCAGAGGGCAUUCCACCUGGCAUCAGGCCAAGCCCAGGCCUGGGCCGACGCCCUCUCCGCCCAGAGAGCGAGGGAGGAGGAGCGGCAGCGCAGGGAGAGAGUGAAAGAAGAGGAGAAGGACAAAGACAGGCGGAGUGCAAGGGAGAGAGAGGUGGUUCAACAGCAGAAAGCCGAAUGCUCUCAGAAACUAGAAGGCCUCACCAUGUGGUUGGUUGGAGCUGCCAGCCUACUGGCCAGUCAGAAAGGUGGAGCGGAGUCAUGUGACGUGAACGCCUUGCAGGAGAAGCAGAAAAGACUGAAGGAAGCACAGAAGGACCUCCAGACCAAAGAGGAGGGCAUCGCCGAGACCAUCUGCUCCGUGGAGGAGCUCCUGGCAGACCGGAGGGAGAAUCUGAGCCCAGAGGAGCGGGAGAGCCUCCAGGGUGCGCUAACGAGAAUGAAGGAGCAGUACAGCGCUCUUAAAGAUUCAGCAAACACGUCGCUGUCAGAGCUGGACACGGCCAUCAACACCACUGUACAGCAGAACACACAAAGGGCGAAGGCUGUGGAGGAUCUCCAAGAGACCCAGGGCCAGAUAGACUCUCUGCUGAAUGAGUUGUCCUCCCUCAACCAACCAGGCGGGAGAGCAGUUGGAUCCGGAGUGGCCCAAGAUUUCGCCGAUGCGCCGUUCUCACAGCCAGAGGGCGCUGUGAUGUCACACACAGAGGCGCUGCAGGCGGAGCUUCAGCAGCUCCAGUCUCAACAGGCCCAGCUGCUUCAGAUCGCACAGUCGACCCGCUCCCUUCUGGACCGGCCCGACUCCGCUGUGCCUCCUGAAGAGAAGCAGCGGCUCCGGGCCGCCCUGGACCAGCUGCAGGCCCAGCACCAGGAGCGGCUGCAGAGCUGCCAGGACCGUCUGAGGAAGUCUGAGGCUCUGAAGGAUGAGCUGACAAAGUUCCUCCAAGAACAUGGAAGUUUAGGUGCCUGGCUGGAACAAAAUGAACAGGAACUACAUUCCCUGGCGGAAGGAGAAACCGACGCACAAGGACUGAAGAGCAGACUGGAGGAGCACAGAAAGCUGGCUGAGGAUGUGAUUUGCCACAAGGCGGACCUGCGCUUUGUUUCCAUCUCGGGUCAGAAGGUUCUGGACUCUGUCCAAGGAGCUUUGGAGCAAGUAGGCGGUUCAGACCCGGCCCUGGACAGCACCAAGCAGCUAGUAACUGACAAGCUGCAGGAUGCCAACCACAGAUACACAAGCCUGCACACCAAGUCGACAGAGUUGGGCGGCCGUUUGUCCGGCCUGUUGGAGCGGUACCAGCAGUACCAGGAUGAGGUCAUCUCCGUCCACUCUUGGCUGAGUGCUCAAGAACAGAACCAAAGCAUAGCCAAGCCCAGCGGGGAGACAGACCCCCAGAACCUGCAGGACACACUACGACAAGUACAGCUGCUGCAGGACGAGCUGGCCGAGCGUUCGGUGCAGCUGGAGAAGGUGAAGAGAGCAGGAAGAGAUCUGGUCAGCACGGACGAAUCUCCUUCCCUGAAAGCUGUUGACAUCCUCUGUGCUGCAGAUGGUUUAGAGAAGAGGUUUGGCUCCCUCUCUGCGUCCGUGUCAGAACGGUCCGAGCAGCUGCAGACGGCUGUGGCCCAGUCCGUCAGCGUCCAGGAGGGCCUCAAGGGUCUGCUGAGCUGGCUGGAGAAACUGGUUCUGAAUCCCGGACCAGUCGAACCCACCGCACAGGCCGUUCAAGACGCCAUGACACAGAACCAGAAACAUCGCCAGGAGCUGCUGUCCAGGCAGGGCAGCGUGGAGGCAACGCGAGAGUCCGUUUCCAAACUGGUCCAGAGCUCUGAUGCCUCCACGGCCUCCGGCCUCCAGGGCGCUCUCGAUAAUCUGACUCAGCGCUACGCCGCAGCACAGGCUAGCCAGGCCGAGAGGGAGGCUGAGCUCAAAGGGCUGUUGCCCAGGCUGGAGGGCUACGAGCGGCUGGGGAUCGACCUCCGGGCCUUCACCCAGAGCCGACUGAAGGCUCUGAGCCCGGCGGGCCAGCCGGACCGCAGCAUGGACGACUACAGGCAGACCACUGAGGAGGUCAGGUCCGAGCUGGAGCAGGAAGCCAGCCAGCUGAAGUCCUUCUGCAACCUCGGCACCGAGCUCAGCCAAUCGAAAGCCUUCAACAACACUCGAAGCUUAUUGGAUAACGUCAAAGGAGUGUCUGAUGAGUUCACCCAGCUGGAAGCAAAUGUCAGCACAAGGUUCGCUGCGAUCCAGGCCUGUGAGCAGCAGCUGCUCCAGUUCCGCGGACUCUCUGGCUCCCUCUCCAGGUGGCUUCAGACGGGGCAGGACCAGCUGCCGUCCAAAGAGGCCAACCUCAACACAGAGGGCCUGCAGAGGAGAGUCCAGCAGCUCACGGACUUGUUGAAUGACUGGGAGUCUCAGGGAUCACGGGUUCAGGAGCUGAACAAGACGGGCUCAGAGCUGGAGACCCUCAUCAUCGACGUCACCGCUCCUCAGGCCAAAAUGGGUGCUCCUCACAUCAAUGGCUCAUCAGGUCCCAGCAGUGUCAAUGGCAUUCACACCUGUAAAGACCUGACGGAGCUCCAGGUAGCCGUGUCCGAUGUGAACGGUCAAUAUGAGACGCUGGGCGGGGAGCUGAAGGAGCGCCUCGGUUGCCAGAAGACCUCGCUGGAGCUGAGGCAGAAGGCCAGUCAGGGCACCGACGAGCUCAAGAGCUGGCUGACGGACAGAGAGCACAGCCUGAAGCAGGGACAGACCGCCUCCCCCUCCAAGCCUGAGGCGGUACGCGCCCAGGCCCAGGAAAACAAGGUCCUGCUUUCAGAGCUGGCAGAGCACUCUGGGAAGGUGGAGGAGCUGAAGAGCACGCUGAGGAAGCUGAUUGCUGACAAUCCUGAUUCUCCUGAGGCAGACACCUGGAGACAGCAGCUGCAAGAUAUUGACUCCCGCUGGCAGACAGCCAAUCAGACCGCGGCCCAGAGGCAGACGGAGCUGGAGACGUGUGCCGACAGGCUGGGCAGCUUUGCCUCGGCGGCGGCCCAGCUGGGCCCGUGGCUGAGGGAGAAGGAGCUGAUGAUGAGCGUGCUGGGGCCGCUGAGCAUCGACCCCAACAUGCUCAACACGCAGAAACAACAAGCACAGUUCAUGCUGCGAGAGUUCGAGACCAGGCGGCCACAGUUUGAGCAGCUGACCCAGUCCGCCGAGGGGAUCCUCUCCCAGACCGACGACUCUGCUCAGGACCCCAAGGACCUGGCGGAGGUGCGAUCCGAGCUGGGCUCUAUCACCCAGCAGUGGGAGGACCUCACAAACCGACUGACCCAGAGAUCGAACCACAUCGACCAGGCCCAAGGAACCAGCGGGCAGUACCAGGCCUUGCUCCGAGAGCUCUCCUCCAGCGUUUCUGCUCUGGCUGAGAGGCUGGACGGUCAGGCCUCGCUCAGCGCCCAACCCGAGGCGCUGAAACGGCGCCUACAGGAAACCGGAGAGAUCCGCUCGGAGCUGGAGAGACGGCGCACCGAGCUGGCCGAGGCCGAGCGGCUCUGCAGCGAGCUGAGCACCAUCGUGGCCGAACCAUACCUGAAGGAAGAGCUGAGUAAACGACUGGAGAGUGUCAGCGGGCCGCUGAAGAACUUGGAGGAGCGCGCAGCCGACGGCCUGUCUCAGCUCCAGGCCGCCCUGUCGUCCACCCAGCAAUUCCAGCAGAUGUUUGAGGAGUUACGCUCCUGGCUCGACAAGCGGGCCGAUCCCAGAGAGUCCCCAAGCGACUCUCUGCCCUGUCAGCCGGAGGCCAUCCGCUCCCUGCUCGCGCAGACAGACGACCUCCAGCGCGCGGUCGCCAGCCAGCGAGGUUCCUACGAGCUGAUUCAAGCCGAGGGGGCGUCGCUGCUCGCCACCCUCCCCGCGGGCGGAGACGAGCGGUCCGCCCUGCAGUCCCGCCUUGCCGCCCUGAAGCAGGACUGGGAGGGGCUGAACCAGGGGAUCUCGGAGCGAGAGAGCAGGUUGAAGACCACGCUGAGCAAAGCGGAAGCCUACCAGCAGCUCAAGGCCGAGCUCAUACCGUGGUUAGCGGAGUGCGACCAGAAAGACGGGGAGAUCCAGCCAUCGCUGAACUCUGCGGCCCUGGACGAAGCCUUGCAGAAGGCCCGGGGUCUGGCACUGGACCUCGAAAGACGACAACCUCUUCUCCAGACCUUCAAUACUGCAGCAGAUCAGCUGCUGGAACAAUGCUGCAUCGGGGAGGAGGAGGUACGAGAUGAGAAGGCCCAGCUGAACCGCAGAGUGGACGGACUGGGCGAGACGCUCCACAACCGCACCUCCCAGCUGGAGGAGCUAGCGGGCCGCCUGAAGGAGUUUGAAGAGGGCCGGCAGGCUGCAGAGAGGAGACUGGAAGCCGCCAAGCACCAGAUUGAAGUCCAGGAGGCUCUGGGACCACAGGCAUGCAGUGCUAAGAGCCUGGAGCGGCUGAGAAGUCAACAGGAGAGUCUGAGGUCCCUGCAGCCUCAGGUGGUCUACCUCAGAGACCUGGCACAGGGGCUGGUACAGGACGCCCCCCAGACGCUGGGAGGCAGCACCAAGGGGGCACAGAGGCUUCAGGAGCAGGCCAGAGACACAGAGAGAGAGUAUGAUGGCGUAACUGACAAGAUCGAGCAUUGCUGCUCCUCCCUGGAGUCCCGGCUGCAGGGCGUCGGCGAGGUUCAGUCCCACGUACGCGACGUGUUCUCGCGCAUCGCAGACCUCGAUGACGAGCUGGACUCCCUCAGCCCCGUCGGACGCGACGCGGACUCCCUGGCCUCUCAGGCCGACGCCCUGAAGGGCUUCCUGUCCCGUCUGGCCGACCUCAGGGCGGAGCUGGACGGUCACACGUCGGACUGCACCACCAUGCUGCGGCGGGAAGGCUCCUCCCCCGACCUCCUGGCUCUCAGGAGGGAGUCGGAGGCUCUGAGCCGCCAGGCGGGCAAGCUGAGCGAGCGCGGCCAGGCCAGGUUGGACCAGAUCGAGGAUGCGGCUGAGAGGGUCCGGGAGUUCUACAGGCUGGUGGGCGAGCUGCAAGGCCUACUGGGAAGGGCUGAAGACGGGCUGAACUCUCAGGGCAUGGUCGGCACAGAGGUGGAGAUGAUCAAACAGCAGCUGCAGGAGUUUAAGGCUGUGGAGAGAGAGCAGGUGGACAGCAUCCAGCCGAAGCUGCAGCACAUCAACGCAGUAGGUCAGGGCCUGAUCCAGAGCGCCGGCAAACACACCGACACUCAGGCUCUGGAGCACGACCUGGAGACCACCAACCUCCGAUGGAACUCAUUCAACAAGCGGGUGGCAGAGCGCAUCGCCCAGCUGCAGGAGGCCCUGUUGCAUUGUGGGAAAUUCCAGGAUGCUCUGGAGCCUCUGCUGAGCUGGCUGAGCGACACGGAGGAGCUGGUGGCCAAUCAGAAGCCCCCGUCAGCCGAGUACCGCGUGGUCAAGGCCCAGAUCCAAGAACAGAAGCUGCUCCAGAGAUUGCUAGAUGACCGCCGGCCGACGGUGGAGAUGAUCCGCGCUGAGGGAGAGAGGAUCGCAGCCACGGCGGACACUCAGGACCGAGAGAAGAUUCGGACCCAGCUCCAGAGUCUGGCAGAGAGAUGGACCGACCUGCUGGACAAGGCCAUGGGCAGGCAGAGGCAGUUGGAGGAGCUGCAGGUUCUGGCUCUUCAGUUCCACGAAGCCCUGGAGCCGCUGGGAGAAUGGCUCAGUGCCACCGAGAGACGCCUGACCACCGCCGAGCCCAUGGGAACCCAGACGGCCAAGAUCACCCAGCAGAUCACCAAGCACAAGGCGGUCCAAGAGGACGUGUCCUUGCGCCAAGCCGAGGUCGACCGCCUCGAGUCGCUCAGCCAAUCGCUGACGCCGCUCAGCUGCGCGGCCGACCGCGAUUGGCUGAGCGAGCGAGUGGGGGCGCUCAGGUCGGGCCACUCGGAGCUCACUGAUUGGUGCUCCCGGCGGGCGGGCAUGCUGGAGCAGGCGCUGGCUAACGCCCAGCUGUUUGGGGAGGAGGAGGUAGAGGUGCUGAACUGGCUGGCGGAGGUGGCUCAGAGGCUGGGUCAGGUCUCCGUCCACAGCUACCGGCAUCAGCUGCUGGCCGAGCAGCACAAGCACGCUCUGUCUCUAAAUGAGGAGAUUGUGAGCAGGAAGAAGACAGUGGACCAGGCCAUCAAGAACGGACAAGCCUUACUAAAACAGACCACAGGCGAGGAGGUCCUCCUGAUCCAGGAGAAGCUGGACGGCAUCAAGUCCCGCUACGCCGAGAUGACGGCCGGCAGCAGCAAGGCCCUCCGCACCCUGGAGCAGGCCCUGCAGCUGGCCACGCGAUUUGCCAGCGCCCACGACGACCUCAACCAGUGGCUGGACGGCGUGGAGGCGGAGCUCAACAACGUGGAGCCCGACGCCACGCCCGCCUACCAGCACAGACAGAAGGAGUUGAAGAAAGUGUCGGCAGAGAAGCGCCUGGUGUUGGACACGGUGAACGAGGUAGGCAGCGCCCUGCUGGAUCUGGUGCCGUGGCGGGCCCGCGAGGGCCUGGACCGCCUGGUCGCCGAUGCCAACCAGCGCUACCGCCAGUCCGACGAAACCAUCACUCAGCGGGUGCAGCUGGUACAAGCUGCCAUCCAGAGGUCACAACAGUACGAGGAGGCAGUGGAUGCAGAACUGGCCUGGGUCGGGGAGACGGAGCGCAAGUUAGUGUCUCUGGGGCCGCUGAGCCUGGAGCCGGACGUAACUGUGGCCCAGAUGCAAGUGCAGAGGGCCUUCAACAUCGACAUCAUCCGACACAAAGACACCGUGGAUCAGCUGCUCGGCACCAAGGACGACAUCCUGGAGACGUGCAGCGACGCCCAGAAGGACGCACUGAUAGUGAAGACUGACUCCCUCAGUGCUCGUUACGACGCGGUGAGCCAGAGCCACAGUGAGCGCUUCUCAGCCCUGGAGCAGGCCCAGGUUUUGGUCGCUCGGUUCUGGGAGACCUACGAGGAACUGGAGCCGUGGUUGGGCGAGACCGAAACCCUCAUCACCCAGCUGCCACCGCCGGCCAUCGACACGGACGCUCUCCGGCUGCAACAGGACCAGAUGAGGCUGCUCAGGGAGUCCAUCGCAGAGCACAAGCCCCACAUCGACAAGCUGCUGAAGAUCGGGCCCCAGCUGGUCGAGCUCAGCCUCCAGGAGGGGGCCACCGUGACGCAGCGCUACACUGAGGCCGGAAAGCGCUACCUGGCCAUCAAAGAGGGGGUCAAAGGUCGUGCAACAACCUUAGACGAGGCUGUGUCCCAGUCUGCACAGCUGGUAGAGUUUCACGACAAGAUGGACCCCCUGUUGGAGACCCUGGAGGGGGCGGUCCAGCGGCUGCGGCAGCCUCCGCCCGUGGCGGCAGAGGUAGACAAGAUCAGGGAGCAGCUGGCGGAGCACCGAGCCCAGGGGCUGGAGCUGGACAAACUGCUGCCGAGCUUCUCCGCCCUCUGCGCCCGCGGCGAAGAGCUCAUUGGGCGAGCCGCUCACGACGAUCCGGCCGCUGAGGCCGUUCGGACCCGCCUCCUGCGCCUGCGCUCCCUGUGGGACGAGAUCCGGCAGCGGGCUGAGGAGCGGGAGGGGAAGCUCAACGACGUCUUGGACCUGGCCGGGAAGUUCUGGGCCGACGUGGCGGCGCUGCUGAGCACGCUCCGAGACUCCCAGGACAUCGUGAAAGAGCUGGAGGACCCCGGCGUGGACCCCUCGCUCAUCAAACAACAGAUUGAGGCUGCUGAGGCCAUUAAGGCCGAGACAGACGGCCUGAGGGAGGAACUGGAGUUUGUCAGGACCCUCGGAGCCGACCUCAUCUUCGCCUGUGGAGAAACUGAGAAACCUGAAGUCAAGAAGACCAUCGAUGAGAUGAACGCUGCCUGGGAGGGCCUGAACCGGACUUGGAGAGAGAGGAUGGAGAGACUGGAUGAGGCCAUGACGGCGUCUGUGCAGUAUCAGGACGCACUGCAGUCUAUGUUUGACUACCUGGACAACGCAGUGAUCAAGCUGUGCGAAAUGUCAACUGUGGGUACUGAUCUGGGAACCGUCAAACAGCAGAUUGAAGAGCUCAAGCAGUACAAGGUGGAGGUCUACCAGCAGCAGAUUGACAUGGAGAAGCUGUGCCACCAGGGGGAGCUGCUGCUGAAGAAGGUGUCAGACCAGACAGACCGGGACAUGAUCCAAGAGCCACUGAUCGAGCUCCGACACCUCUGGGAAAACCUGGGGGAUAAGAUCACCCACAGACAGCACAAGCUUGAGGGCGCCCUGCUGGCCCUGGGUCAGUUCCAGCAUGCCCUGUCUGAGCUGCAGGCCUGGCUCAACCACACACACGCCACACUGGACACACAGCGACCAGUCAGCUCUGACCCCAAGGCCAUCGAAAUCGAGCUGGCUAAACAUCACGUUUUGCGUAACGACGUUCUAUCCCAUCACGCCACCGUGGAGAACGUGAACGGCGCGGGCGCCGAGCUGCUGGAGUCCUCUCCCGGCGAUGAGGCCAGCCACCUGAGGGACCAGCUGGACCAUCUCCACCAGGGCUGGCAGAGCCUAUUGCUCAAGACCCAAGAGCGGCAGAAGCUACUGGAGGCCGCCCUGCACCAGGCUGAAGGUUUCCAUGGCGAGUUGGAAGAGUUCCUCCAGUGGCUGAGGAGGACGGAUAGCCAGCUGUCCGCCGCCAAGCCGACAGGCGGUCUCCCUGAAACGGCCAGGGAGCAGCUCCAGCAACACCUGGAGCUUCAGGCCCAGCUCUCCCAGCGAGCGGACCAGUACCACCGUCUGCUGGAUCAAGGAGAGUCCAUGCUGCUAGCUCGCGGAGGAGAAGAAGCCGGACCCGGUACCACCCAGACCCAGCAGAACCUGGCCAUGCUGCAGAACAAGUGGGCCAGCUUCAACAUCAAGAUGGACGACCGCAAGGCAAAGCUGGAAGAGGCCGUUUCCUUGGCAACAGGUUUCCAGACCUCUCUACAGGACACCAUCAACUGGCUGACCCAAGCUGAGCAGACAUUGAACAUGGCUCAGCCCCCCAGCCUCAUACUGGACACUGUCCUCUUUCAGAUCGAUGAGCACAAGGUGUUUGUGAACGAGGUGAACACCCACAGAGAGCAGGUCCUGGCUCUGGAGAAGGCCGGCUCUCAGCUCCGCUUUGCCAGCCUGAAGCAGGACGUCGUUCUCAUCAAGAACCUGCUGCUCAGCGUCCAGGCCCGCUGGGACAAGCUGGUCCAGAGGUCACUGGACCGCGGGCGACACCUCGAUGAGGCUCGCAAACGCGCCAAACAGUUCCACGAGGCCUGGAGGAAGCUGACCGACUGGCUAGAAGAAGCCGAGAAGAGACUGGACUCUGAACUGGAGAUCUCCAACGAGCCGGACAAGAUCAAAGUACAACUGGCCAAACACAAGGAGUUCCAGAAAGCCUUGGGCUCGAAGCAGCCGGUUUACGACACAACCGUGAGGUCUGGGAGGGCCAUGAGGGACAAGGCUCAGCUGCCGGCAGACACCCAGAAGAUGGACCACCUUGUAGGAGAGGUCCGCGACAAGUGGGACACCGUGUGUGGCAAGAGCGUGGAGAGACAACACAAGCUGGAGGAGGCUCUGCUGUUCUCCGGCCAGUUUGCAGAGGCUCUCCAGGCCCUGGUGGACUGGUUGUACCGAGUAGAGCCCCAGCUGGCUGAAGACCUGCCCGUCCACGGAGAUCUGGAUCUGGUGUCCAACCUCAUGGACUCGCAUAAGGCUUUCCAAAAAGAGCUGGGUAAGAGAACCAGCAGCGUUCAGGCUCUGAAGCGCUCGGCUCGGGAUCUGAUGGACACCGGCCGCGAUGACACGGCGUGGGUCAAAGUUCAGGUUCAGGAGCUCAGCAACCGCUGGGAUACGGUGUGCGCUCUGUCGGUCACAAAGCAAACCCGCCUCCAGCAGGCCCUCAAACAGGCGGAGGAGUUUCGCACAGCAAUACAGGUCCUUCUGGAGUGGCUCUCCGAGGCGGAGCAGACGCUCCGUUUCCGCGGCGUCCUCCCCGAAGAGGCCGAGACUCUGCAGGCGCUGCUGCACACGCAUCGCGACUUCAUGAGCACCGUGGAGGAGAAGAGGACGGGCGUCAACAAGGCUGCAGGCAUGGGAGAGGGCAUCCUGACCGUUUGUCACCUUGACUCCAUCACCACCAUCAAACAUUGGAUCACCAUCAUCAGGGCACGCUUCGAGGAGGUGCUGACGUGGGCCAAACAGCACGAGCAGCGGCUGGAGACGGCUCUGACCGAGGUGCUCAACAACGGCAACCUGCUGGAGGAGCUGCUGUCAUGGCUCCAGUUCGCCGAGACCACAUUGGUCCAGAAGGACACGGAGCCGCUUCCUCAGGACAUCCCACAACUCAAAACACUCAUCACAGAACACCAGAUGUUUAUGGAGGAGAUGACGAGGAAGCAGCCGGACGUUGACAAAGUGACGAAGACCUACAAGAGAAAACCGUCUGAGCCUCCCAGCAGCCUGGCUGAGAGGAGAGGAGCCCGCAAACAGCAGCAGCAGCAGCAGCAGCAGGCAGCCAUGCAGCUCUCGGGAGGAAACCCAAGACUCAACCAGCUCUGUGCCAGGUGGCAGCAAGUCUGGCUGCUGGCUCUCGACCGCCAGCGCAAACUCAACGAUGGUCUGGACCGACUGGAAGAGCUCAAGGAGUUUGCCAACUUUGACUUUGACGUGUGGAGGAAGAAGUACAUGCGCUGGAUGAACCAUAAGAAGUCUCGUGUCAUGGACUUCUUCAGACGCAUCGACAAGGACCAGGAUGGAAAGAUCACGCGGCAGGAGUUCAUCGAUGGCAUCCUGGCAUCGAAGUUCCCCACCAGUAAGCUGGAGAUGACAGCCGUGGCAGACAUCUUUGACAGAGACGGAGACGGUUACAUCGACUACUACGAGUUUGUUGCUGCUCUGCACCCCAACAAGGACGCCUACAGACCCACCACCGACGCCGACAAGAUAGAAGACGAGGUGACUCGGCAGGUGGCCCAGUGUAAAUGUGCCAAGAGGUUCCAAGUGGAGCAGAUAGGAGAGAACAAAUACCGGUUCUUCCUCGGAAACCAGUUCGGUGACUCUCAGCAGCUGCGUCUGGUGAGGAUUCUGCGCAGCACGGUGAUGGUGAGAGUCGGAGGUGGUUGGAUGGCUCUGGAUGAGUUCCUGGUCAAAAAUGAUCCAUGCAGAGUGCAACAUCCAGGACUUAAGAUUCUCCGCUCCGAUUCCAGUAGCUCCAUCUCAUCUCGUAUAGUGACAGUCACUCCUGGCUAUUUCUGCUGCCGAGCUCGCGGUCGCACCAACCUGGAGUUGAGGGAGAAGUUCAUCCUCCCUGAAGGAGCGUCUCAGGGUCUGGCCGCCUUCCGCUCCCGAGGUCGACGCUCCAAACCGGGCUCCCGCAACGCCUCGCCCACCCGCUCCUCCUCCUCGGCCUCCCACAGCGGGGCCUCGCUCCCCUCCGCUCCCUCCACCCCUGCCACGCCGACGGCCUCCGCAUCGUCCAGGUCCUCCCAUACUCACUCGCGUGACUAUGCCAAGCCCUGGCUGGCACACAGUAAAACUCCAACACCAACCAAGUGCCACUGCUGCCCAGAUCUCGGUCACGGCCUCACCACUCCUGGGCACGAGGGGGCGACGUCGGGCUCCAAACUGAAGAGGCCCACGUUCCACUCGAGCCGCGGCUCGCUGACCGGAGAGAACGGAGGAACGACGCACUCCUGCAAACCGUCACGAACCGAUCCCAAACGAGGGGCGUCCACAGCCAGCGGGUCGACCAGCCGAGCCGGCAGCCGGGCGGGCAGCAGAGCCGGCAGUCGGCGUGGCAGCGAUGCCUCGGACGCAUCAGAGCUCCAGGACGCUCGCUCCGUCUGCUCCGACGCCUCCGACACCCCACGGCGACCCGGGGCCAAACCCUCGAAGAUUCCCACCAUCUCCAAAAAGGCCCCCAGCCCAAAGAACCCGGGUUCUGCGAAGAAAUAACUCCAGCCACAGAGAAAUGUGGAGCAGAACCGUUGCCCCUCCGUCUCACAGAGGGAUGACUAUCAUCGGCCAUUUUCAGUGUACAAGCUCUUCAGCCUGAGAUCCAUCCACAGGGCUUGUGUAGAGUUUGUGCACUAUGACUGAUGAUAUUUUCCAGGGAAAGGAGGAGAUGGAUAGGAUGAGUAAAUCUCUUUCUCACUCUUUCCUCGGUCUCAUAAACGGACUGAAAACCUGCACAAGAGGAGUGGAGUUCUGGUCUGGCAGUCCGGGCUAGAACCCGUGGGGUCGAACUGGACUUUUCCCCUUUAAGACGCGACCCCAUUUUGCCUUCCAGUCUCCUGCUUCGUCUUUUAAACGUUCCCCCGCGUGGAACCGAACACCAAACUGACCUGACGUGACGCUGCCUUACUCGUACGCUGCUGUCCACAUCGGACAGAGCAACCGCUUUAUA
Anarrhichthys ocellatus (wolf-eel) is the source of this 32378-nucleotide messenger RNA. RefSeq names its product microtubule actin crosslinking factor 1a (gene macf1a). The transcript has 104 exons. Gene Ontology annotation, molecular function: microtubule binding; structural molecule activity; calcium ion binding. The record is from RefSeq and is a predicted model, not a curated record. NCBI's taxonomy places the organism in Eukaryota, Metazoa, Chordata, Actinopteri, Perciformes, Anarhichadidae. Gene Ontology annotation, biological process: wound healing; intermediate filament bundle assembly; regulation of microtubule-based process. Gene Ontology annotation, cellular component: actin cytoskeleton; cytoplasm; membrane. Bases 7907 to 31927 code for a protein of 8006 amino acids.